UUUCCCAAUCCUAAAACCUCUAUCCCUCACACUAAAACCUCACCGCAAAACUGUCUCCAAUGGCUUUCUCUCUUCUCUCUAUCCCCAACUUUCUCUCUCUAAAACCCCACCACCGCCACCGUCAUGUCCCUUUCAAGCCUCUUCGCCUCCCUUCUCUCCGCCGCCUUCCUGCUAUCGGCCCCGAUGGAAAGUAUUAUCCCAACCCUUCCGACGAUGACCCGCCCGAAGCCCCCGAAGACUCCAUGCACGGCGUAGACAAAUUCCAGCAAAUCUACCGCCAAGCAGCCAGGGCCCAGAAGCUUCAAGAAGAAGACUUUAACAAGCACAAGUCAAAUUACCUUUCUGCCAUUGCCGACGUGGACGAUGACGAAUUGAGUAAAGAGAAAACGGGAAACAAUGACGGGGAUGAUUUGUUCAGUGAAAUUGAUAAAGCCAUUGCAAUGAAACGGCAAGAGUUUGUUAAGCAAGGUUUGUUACCACAAUCUCCUAAAAAAGCGGAAGCCGUUGAUGAUGAGCUGGGUCCAGAUGAAGUUGUUGACUUGGAAGAAAUUGAUAAAUUACGAGGUUUGACUGUUGUUUCUGAUUCGGAUGAUGGAGAAAAUGAAGAUUCAGAUGAAGAAGAUUCGUCUAAAUUCGAUGUCGGUUUGAGUGAUUUUGAAGGUAAAAAACUAGAAAAAAAUAAAAUUAAUUCGUUGGAUUCGUCUUUUGAUUUAGAUUUGGAUAGUCUUGGGAAGAGUAAAGUUGGAAUUGUGGAACCCAAGUUUAAAAUGAGUUUAGCUGAGCUUUUAGAUGAAAGUAAGGUGGUGCCGGUUUCGGUUUAUGGGGAUUUAGAGGUUGAAAUUACAGGGAUACAGCAUGAUUCUAGGGUGGUUAGUGCAGGGGAUUUGUUUGUUUGUUGUGUUGGGAGGAGAACUGAUGGGCAUUUAUAUUUGAGUGAAGCUGAUAAGAGAGGAGCUGUUGCUGUCGUAGCAAGUAAAGAGAUUGAUAUUGAGGAUACCUUGGGAUGCAAGGCAUUGGUCAUUGUUGAGGAUACUAAUUCGGUUUUGCCUGCGUUAGCUGCAUCUUUUUAUAGGUAUCCUUCAAAGAAUAUGGCUGUUAUUGGGAUAACGGGGACUUUUGGUAAAACAACCACGUCUUAUUUGAUAAAAGGGAUGUACAAGGCAAUGGGUUUGAGGACUGGGAUGCUAAGCACGGUUGCUUAUUAUGUACAUGGUGAUAAUAAGUUGGAAUCACCAAAUACAACCCCGGAUGCUGUUUUGGUUCAGAAUUUGAUGGCUAAGAUGUUGCAUAAUGGAACUGAGGCAGUUGUUAUGGAGGCUUCUUCUCAUGAACUGGCUUUAGGGAGGUGUAAUGAGGUUGAUUUUGAUAUUGCAGUGUUCACUAAUUUGACUAGGGAUCAUUUAGAUUUUCAUGGGACCGAGGAAGAGUAUAGGGAUGCUAAAGCAAAGUUGUUUGCGUGGAUGGUGGAUCCUGAGAGGCAUAGGAAAGUUGUUAACAUUGAUGAUCCACAUGCACCUUAUUUUAUUGCGCAAGGUAACCCAGAAGUUCCUGUGGUGACCUUUGCAAUGGAGAAUAAGAAUGCAGAUGUUCAUCCCCUGAAAUUUGAGCUGUCGUUAUUUGAGACACAGGUCCUGGUUAAUACGCCACAUGGGAUAUUGGAGAUUUCAUCAGGUUUACUUGGAAGGCAUAAUAUCUAUAAUAUUCUUGCGGCUGUGGCUGUUGGGAUUGCAGUUGGUGCACCCUUGGAGGACAUUGUUAGAGGGAUCGAAGAGGUUGAUGCUGUACCAGGCAGGUGUGAGUUAAUAGAUGAGGAGCAGGCGUUUGGAGUAAUUGUAGACUAUGCUCACACUCCUGAUGCCCUUUCUAGGCUGCUUGAUUCUGUAAGGGAGCUUGGACCAAAGAGGAUAAUUACUGUUAUUGGUUGUCCUGGGGAGAGUGAUCGGGGUAAAAGACCAAUGAUGGCAAAAAUCUCAACAGAUAAAAGUGAAGUGACAAUGCUGACAUCUGAUAAUCCCAAGAGUGAAGAUCCAUUGGACAUCUUGGAUGACAUGUUAGCUGGUGUGGGGUGGACAAUGCAGGAUUAUUUGAAAUAUGGAGAAAAUGAUUACUACCCACCUCUCCCAAAUGGUCAUCGACUUUUUCUGCAUGAUAUUAGGCGGGUAGCUGUACGAUGUGCUGUUGCCAUGGGUGAAGAAGGCGAUAUGGUGAUUGCUGGUAAAGGCCAUGAAACAUAUCAGAUUGAAGGUGACAAAAAAGAGUUCUUUGAUGACUGUGAGGAAUGCCGGGAAGCAUUGCAAUAUGUCGAUGAACUCCACCAAGCAGGAAUAGACACCAGUGAAUUCCCAUGGCGGUUGCCAGAGAGUCAUUAAUUUCCAUGAGUGUAGAUACAGGUUGAUGUUAAGAGUAGGCGUGGAAUGGUACCUCCGGAUCAAAAUCCUGCAUUUUGGGCCUUUGACAAUAUUAUAACUGAAAAACAUGAGGAUGCUGCUAAUCUGGUGGAAGGCACUCGUAUAAGCUGUUUGAGAGCAUGAAUUGACAGAGUCCUUGACUAAAUAGAGAACGGUUUUACCGGCUUUUAUAUCAUUCCAAGGGCUGCUGAAAGAAAUGGGUCCUUUAACAGAUAUGAAGGUACACCUUUGUGUGCCAAACGGCUAUUUUUGUGUGUAUAUGUAAAAUUCUGGAUUCUAAUCGUGCAAUGAUAACAGAUCCUUUAACUGGAUGCCGCACUUUCUAAAUAGUAUUACAGAUUAGUGUGGUGCAGCUUGUUUAUUCUGUUGAACAACCUCUAAAGUUAUGGGUUUUUUUAAUGAUUUGAUGUCAUUCUUGUUGCCAAUCAUGAAGAAAAAGUAAUAAGUGUGUAACGAGUUUAAUGCAAUUUAGAGAAAGCUAUAGUUUGUUUCCAAUUGAAUAAGGCUGAUCUUUUGGUUGGUUUUGUUAAAAAAAA
Messenger RNA from Durio zibethinus, 2944 nucleotides. NCBI's taxonomy places the organism in Eukaryota, Viridiplantae, Streptophyta, Magnoliopsida, Malvales, Malvaceae. The record is from RefSeq and is a predicted model, not a curated record.